This is a messenger RNA of Aspergillus welwitschiae, 2315 nucleotides long. RefSeq lists its product as uncharacterized. NCBI's taxonomy places the organism in Eukaryota, Fungi, Ascomycota, Eurotiomycetes, Eurotiales, Aspergillaceae. Bases 129 to 1664 code for a protein of 511 amino acids. The transcript is spliced from 4 exons. The record is from RefSeq and is a predicted model, not a curated record.
CAGCGACUGCGGGUGGGGACUACCAGAUCGCGGAGGGGUUGCAUUACAUAAUUCGUCGCGUCAAAUGUGAUGAGCGGAAGCCGGCUUGUUUUCGAUGUACCAGUACAGACCGGAGAUGUGAUGGUUAUAUGCCCAUGCCUUAUUCCAUACGCAUCACCAAACAGCUGGCACAAGUUACUGCAUUUGUCAGUCCAGCCGAGUCCCGAGCCCUCGAGUUCUUCUUUCGCAAGUCUGCAGCGCACCUGGCUGGUUACUUCAAUGCUUCGUUCUGGACCCGCACGAUUCUACAGCUCAGUCUGACCGAACCCCCGAUUCGCCAAGCGAUUGCUGCGAUUGGCUUUCUCUAUGAAGUAGAGGGGACGUCCACAACUCCGGGAAUGGCACAUCACUUGCUGUCUCACCGGUCCGACUUGGCGCUACAUCUUUACAACCGGGCCAUCCGUACCACCAUUGAUAAGUUUUCAUCAGGAAUGGACGUUGUACCCCUAGUCAUAGCAGCCAGCAUUCUGUUCGCAGCCCUUGAGUUCCUCCGAGGAAAUGCUGCCGUGGCUGCAUCACAUACCAGAAGCGGGCUUAACCUGGUGCGGUCCUGGCGGGAACAUCGAGGGCGAUUCCACCACACGAAGAGUUCUCGGACACAUUGGGUAGAUGCUGAAUUGGCUCCAAUAUUGAACUCAUUUUCUCUGAAUACGUACGAACGAUCAGGUCUCAAACACCUCACAAGUGCGCCACGAGAAAAAGUGCUUGUCAAUCCCGUGGAUGCUCAAGGCAAGCUCUUAGUCAAUUGGCGGUUCCAAACGUUUCAUCAGGCACGCACCGCCCUCCUUGACUUGAUGCUUUACCACAUCGGGACUUUUCGCGACUGGCAAGAUCUGGCCAGACUGACGGACCUCCCGUACUCGCCCGUUCUGCGAUGGCUCGAUACUUUCGAACAUGCCGCCCAGCGAUGGAUGGCAAGCUUUGAAUUGCUAGUGCAACGGAAGCAGUCGGCAUGUGGACCAGCCAUGGAUAAUGAGAUCGAUGCUACUCGCACGCUCUGGUAUUGCCUCCGUCUAGGACUCGGUCGGUACCGUGUGGCCAAUGAAUGCGGCUGGGAUGACUUUCGCGCUGCCUACGAGGAUAUCGUCUUGAUAGCCGAACGUCUGCUCAAUGACUCGGAACACUACCCGGAUGAUGUAUCGAAAACGAUGAGCCUUGACGUACAGUUGUUGUAUCCGUUGCAGGCCGUCGCCUGGAAGUGCCGCUGGCCGGACCUUCGCCGUCGGGCCCUGGAUCUGCUACAACGACUUCCGAAGCAAGAGCUGUUCUUUUAUACCCCGAACUACCACACCGUCUGCAGCCGGAUCAUGGAACUUGAGGAGAGUAUGAUGGGCGAUGACAUGCUUCCCCCAGAUCACGUCCGAAUCUAUAGUUUCACCAUCACCCCUACCCCCGCCACGACGGCGGACCACCCUAUUUACUCCGUCACUUUUACUACGUUCCCACAUGGCCGAAGUAGCGAGCCACACUUUCACACCGAAUCGCUAUGGCUUCAUCCAUCGCAGGCGGGGGUCGCCGCAACCAUUCCACCUGUUGAUAUGAUGCAACGUCGCGACUGGUCACCGGUCGCUCAGACGAAUACUCACACUCAGCUGUCCUCAAUACCCGCAACAUGGAUAAUGUAGAUAACACAGGCGCCUGACGAUAGCCCUCAAACAGAAUUUCUAGCCACAUAGAUGGUUAACUUUAGCAGCCAAGCAGAAUAUAUGUUCAACCAUUCCACAUGGAUCUUUACAUCGAACAAGUCGAUACGUAUAGUACUUUGACGUUAUAUUCCUAGCGAGUGGAUUUCGCGUCGGCGGUCAUUCAAACUGGAAUAAUAUAACAUAUACAGGUAACAGUCUGAAUACGGUCAACUUGAAAAGCAAGGCACUAAGGCGGACACUACCAACUGAAUGAAAUGUUCCAAAGCUCACUUCUUGAUUUCAACUGCACACAGUUCUCUUGUUGACCCUUGACUGUUCCUGCAUGGCCCUAAGCGCCUCUAAUAAUUUCUAAUUUGGCAUAUAGGUGCCCCAGUCCGGGUGGGUUUCAGUGUUAUCGCUAAUGUUAAUAUAAUUAUUCAUGUCCACUCCGUUGACUCACCCCAAACCAAGGCGGAAACUCAGAGUACUCCUUUUAACAGCACUAUUACAGUGGAUAUGAUAUACUAACUUUAGGAACAUCCCGUACAUGCGAUGAAAAAAACCAAACAAACAGCCGGCGACAAAUAUGUUGAAUAUCUGGCCAGAGUAUUCGGACAUGUUCAGGAACUGUCUAGCGCUCGCCAAUCGACC